GAAAUCCUUAUCGACCAUGGUAUAAAAUUUCCUAAGAGAUCAAAAUUGACAGAUGGUUCUUCACCGAGUUCAUUUAGUAGCAAACAAGAGCAGGAAGAUUUUGUGCUCGCUAUUGAGCUGCAAAAUGCUUUGAACCAAUCUAGCAAAAUAGAAGAAACAAAUCCAGUCACGACCCAGCCUGCAGCUACGCAGCAUUUAUUCCCUAGCGUCAAUCAGCAGAUUCACGUGUUAGUGCCUUGUGAUGGUACGAAGCAACUUUCAAGUUGGAAUCAAGAAAAUUUUGAUUCUGCAAUAAACAAUUAUACUAUUACUACAGCCGCAGGUAUCAUAAACCACGAGAACAGGGGAACUAUAGAUAUGAGGCAAACUGCUCAUGUAACUCCAAUUUCUAGUAAUAGAACUUAUCCACCUCUAGCACCCGCGGCUAAUUGUCUUGAUAUUUUAGCUCAUGCCGCCCUUUCGGAGACAAUUUCGCCCAGUUGUGAGGAAGACGAAUAUUACAGUGAUGCAUGA
Messenger RNA from Paramuricea clavata, 513 nucleotides. Lineage: Eukaryota; Metazoa; Cnidaria; Anthozoa; Malacalcyonacea; Plexauridae. The record is from the annotation of a GenBank genome assembly.